Lutzomyia longipalpis is the source of this 2693-nucleotide messenger RNA. Its product is annotated as homeobox protein invected. The record is from RefSeq and is a predicted model, not a curated record. Lineage: Eukaryota; Metazoa; Arthropoda; Insecta; Diptera; Psychodidae. The transcript has 5 exons. Gene Ontology annotation, biological process: neuron differentiation; regulation of transcription by RNA polymerase II; multicellular organism development. Gene Ontology annotation, cellular component: nucleus. Gene Ontology annotation, molecular function: DNA-binding transcription factor activity, RNA polymerase II-specific; RNA polymerase II cis-regulatory region sequence-specific DNA binding. Bases 455 to 1912 code for a protein of 485 amino acids.
GACCGCUCGCUGCUUCGCUCUCCCGUGCUAUCCGUGUGUAUCCCUUACAAGGAUUGUGCUUGAGACUACACCGAGCUUGGGACAUUAUUUACAUAUAUAAUCAACAUUAUAUGUAGCACGAGUGAAGUGUUAAUUAAUAACUUGUAUGCCUUGAGCAAAUUAAUGGAUUAGUUGCUAUCAAGUUAAAGACAUAUUUCACGCAGAAUUAGUAAUUGAGUGGUUAAAAAAUAUUUGCAAUAAAUUGGUCAAAUAUUAAGUUUAGAAAAAAAAAAGAAUAAAAACAAUCGUUGAGAAUAAAAGGUGUUUUACCGUCGCUUGGCGCACCAUAGGGGUACACCUCUUGGCUGCACAAUUUUUGAGAGAUUGUAGACUGAGGCAGAGGAAGUAGGUGCUGCCAGGUGCCGCGUGAAUCCCAUCGAUAUUAUGCAAAGUGUGCAGCCGAAGGUCCUGGGAGAUGCAAUAUUGUGCAAAAGGAGAUAGAAUGUCACCUAGAAAUACAUACGAGCCCCUAGUGGAUUUAAAAGCACCUCGUUUAGCAUUUCCGGACAAAUGUCCAGAUAUCCAGGAGCGCAUUGACAGCAAAGUAAAUCACUACCGUCGUGCUGAGAUGGAUUUGAAGAAGGUGGAUGAUAUGGAGAGCGACAGAUCAAGCUGUAGUGGUGACAGUGAGUUGUCCGUGGGUAAGGAGAUGGCAUCAGAGGAGGAGAACUUACCAACACGAACAGCAUUCACAACGUACCGGCAUACACCACCCAAGGAGUCCUCAAGUGAUACAUUCAAGAGCCACAUGGAGGCAACAACAGACAGACUUCCGCGUACCUUCGAGGGGAUACUGGAGAAGAACAACGAACUCUCACGCUUCCACCCUGCAUCGCCGGAGCUCAAUAACAGCCACUCGAUAAAGCGACUAUUCCGCAUUUGUGAUAACACUAGCAAUAGCAAUAGCUUAGCAUGCCAGAAAGGUGAUUCCGCCGCCAUGGAUGAGGAUGCUGGGUCACCAGGUGAGAAGAUUGGGCGACCUGAGUCGGCUUUCAGUCCACACCUGGGUGGUAAAUGGAAGUCACCGCCACCCGUGGAUGAUGAUGGUGGUAGCACAAAGUCCCACUCACCUGGCUUCCGGCACACGGGGCAUAGUGUUAAAUCAAUAUCCCCCGGCAACACGCUGUCGCGGGACAAUUCACUGUCGCCUCCGCUCAAAUCCUACGGCACAAUCAACAAUCUCGACAACGAGACCACCCUCAAGUUCAGCAUUGACAACAUCCUCAAGGCGGACUUUGGGUGCCGCAUCAGUGAAUCCCUGGCGAGCGCUCGAUCCGCCGUGUCUCGCAAACUCAGCCAGGGUAUUGCAUUCCCCGGCGCCAAGGAGUCCACCGCCAUAGACUUGACUGCCACGGCUGAGAGAAAGUUCUCCAGCAGUGGUGGCACAACCACCUCCCAAUCCACAGCCAAUCUCUCCUCAGCAACAGCAUCGAAAUCCUCAUCGGAUGGACCCAUGGUGUGGCCAGCAUGGGUGUACUGCACCAGAUACAGUGAUAGACCCAGUUCAGGACGAAGUCCUCGAACGCGUCGCCAGAAGAAAACUCCGUCGGAGAAAGGAACCCCAACGCCGGAGGAGAAGCGACCCCGAACUGCAUUCAGUGGCUCCCAAUUGGCUAGGCUGAAGCAUGAAUUCAGUGAAAAUCGCUACCUCACAGAGAAGCGGCGACAGCAGCUGAGUGCGGAAUUGGGGUUGAAUGAGGCACAAAUAAAGAUAUGGUUCCAGAAUAAGAGGGCAAAAAUUAAGAAGGCGUCCGGCCAGAAGAAUCCCCUGGCGCUCCAGCUCAUGGCCCAAGGGCUCUACAAUCACUCCACAAUCGCACUCACGCGUGAGGAGGAAGAGCUGCAGGAGUUGCACGCACAAGCAAAAGUCUGAGGCACCACCAUGGGUUGAAAAGAAAAAAGUUCCAGAUUUCCUGGAAUUUGUGGUAAACUCUUCUGGGGUGUCGAGUCGAAAAUAAUAUUUAAAAAAAAAGAGAAAAUAAACAGAAAAUGAAAAAAUAGCAAUUGAUGAAAAUAUAAAAUUUACCAUUUUACCAUUUAAAAAAAAUCUCUAUAGAGUGAAAAUCUUAAAUUAAAUGAAGAAAAAGAAAUGAUAUAUUGAACAGUGCCAUUGCUAAACUAUAUCGGUUUAAACGUGAAAUAUUAAAUGAGAAAAUAAAACGUUUUAAGUAGAGAAUGUGAGAUUUAGGUGAAAUAAAAAGUGGAGAAUGAUAGCAAUUUUGUGAAUAAAGAGUUAAAUAUUCCUGUAAAUAUAGAUUUCAUUUUAUAUUAAAAAGAAAGAAAUAUUAGAGAUUGUACUUAAUAAAUUAAAUGAUUGAUUCUACAUUAGAGAUUUUUUUCUAUUUUAUUUUCAUCCCCUUCAGAAGCUACCUUAAAACUCAUAAAAAAUAAUUUCUUAAAAAAUUAUUUCUAUAUUGAAUUACCUCAAUCAACAACAACAAAAUCAUUGAUGAAGAACAAUAAAGUUUAGAAGAAAUUUCUGUAUAAAUUAUUGUCUAAAUUUUGAGUAUAAAAAUAAUCUCUUAAUAUAAUAAAAAAAUGUGUAUAAAAAAAUUAUAAAGAAUUGUAUGAAGAAAAAUUCCCAAUAGUGAGAAAAUGAGAGGAAAAAAAAUGAGAGAGAAAAUACAUUUAAUUUUAUUAAUGAAUUCCAAGAA